Molecule: messenger RNA, 1341 nt
Organism: Erigeron canadensis
Lineage: Eukaryota; Viridiplantae; Streptophyta; Magnoliopsida; Asterales; Asteraceae
Product: F-box/kelch-repeat protein At2g44130-like
Exons: 1
Coding region: 94-1155 (353 amino acids)
Biological process (GO): regulation of phenylpropanoid metabolic process; negative regulation of cytokinin-activated signaling pathway
Molecular function (GO): protein binding
Source: RefSeq, a predicted model, not a curated record
CCUGUUCCUCACUUCUCACUUCUUCAUAUCUUUUUCAUAGUAUAACCAAAAAUCAGAGGACACUUGUAUUUGAAAAAAACAAAAACAAAAAAAAUGGAACCACAAAUCGAUACCAAUUUCACUGAAUUGAUACCGGGCUUGCCCGAUGAAAUCGCACUCGAGUGUUUAACUCGUUUACAUUACAUCGGGCAUGCCGUGGCAUCUCAUGUUUGUCAUAGGUGGCGAAGUCUUUUAUUAAACCCGGAUUUUUAUUAUCAUAGACAAAAAUCCGGGUUUACUAAAAAAAGAGCUUGUUUUGUCCAAUCACUCCCGGUCCAGGAACAGACUGGACCGAGAGGGGAAAAUAUAAAACCAGAAAAACAAACCAAAUACGGGUUAUCGGUUUUUGACCCGAUUAAUGGUAUUUGGGAACAAAUUGAUCCGGUUCCGAAAUACCCAGAUGGAUUACCUUUGUUUUGUCAGGUGGCGAGUACAGAAGGGAAAUUAAUUGUUAUGGGCGGGUGGAACCCAGUGAGUUGGGAACCGUUACGCGAUGUGUUUGUGUACGAGUUCCCAACUCAGAGGUGGACAAAGCGAGUAGACAUGCCGUCAACUCGCUCAUUUUUUGCUGUCGGCGCGUGUAAGGGUAAAGUAUACGUAGCUGGGGGACACGAUGAAAACAAGAACGCGCUUAGGAGCGCGUGGGUGUAUGAUGUCGGUUCGGAUGAGUGGACCGAGUUAGCUCAAAUGAGUGAAGAGCGAGACGAGUGUGAAGGGGUAGUAAUCGGGUCGGAGUUUUGGGUAGUAAGCGGGUAUGACACCGAUAGCCAAGGCCGGUUUAAGAACAGUGCGGAUGUUUACGAUAUUGUAACCGGCGCGUGGAGGCGCGUGGAUGACGUUUGGGGGGUUAGCCGGUGUCCCAGGUCUUGUGUGGCAGUAGGGCAAGAUGGUAAUUUAACAUCUUGGGAUCAGUAUCUGCCGGCGGUUCAAGUAGGGACAUGUGGGGUUGACCUUGGGGACCGGGUGUUGGUCACCGGUUCAGCCUACCAGGGUGCACCGCAAGCGGUUUAUGUAAUGGAAAAAACGAACCAAGGACAAAAUGGUAAAUUUGUAAAAGUCGAUGUUCCUGAUGAGUUUUCUGGCUUUGUGCAAUCUGGUUGCCUAGUCGAGAUUUAAAUUUUCACGAGUAUUUUACUUUUUGCUCUUUUUGUUGUUUAAAAGAUGUACUUGUUUAAAAUAAGUAUAUAUGUAUAUAUAUGAGCUAUGAAGUUUGUAUCGAUCGGCAUGGACGAAUUAAUGAAACAUGCCCGAUUGAAUGUAUAGAAUGCAAUGUCAAUGCGCAAUAUUAUGUAUUUUUAGUAA